UAAAAAUGUAAAAGUAAGAGUAAGAAUAAUGAGAUUAAGAAGAGGGGUGACCACGAAUUGAUGGAAGAGGAUCCGAAAUUGUGUGCGAUUAAAAGGGGAAGUUAAACUUAAAAUGGUAUGAAUUUGAUUUGAAGAAUAAAAAAAGAGUUGAGUUUGUAAUCGUAAUGAGAGAACGGUUCAACAGGAAAAACUCGCGGGCCAAAAAGGUUCCCUCUUUCUCUCUCUCUCCUCCGUCAAUGCCUUCUCCUCUCUCAGCCUCUGUUUGUUAGGGUUUCCUCCUCUCUCCUUUUUCCAUUCCCCCUUUCUCUUUCCGCAUUUUCGCAGCUAGGAUGUGUAAUUGAGACAGAAGACGAAGAAGAAGUUGGAGGGGGUGUGUGAUCGGGUCCUCAGGUGAAGAUCUGAGGCUUUUCGCGUUUCUUUUCUUUACUCCGAGUUCCAAAGAUGAGCGCUUCUAGGUUCAUCAAGUGCGUCACUGUUGGGGACGGUGCUGUGGGCAAAACCUGCUUGCUUAUUUCCUACACCAGCAACACUUUCCCCACCGAUUAUGUGCCGACUGUUUUUGACAACUUCAGCGCAAAUGUGGUUGUCAAUGGGAGCAUUGUGAAUCUGGGUUUGUGGGAUACUGCUGGACAAGAGGAUUAUAACAGAUUAAGACCUUUGAGUUACCGUGGUGCGGAUGUUUUCAUACUGGCUUUCUCUCUCAUAAGUAAGGCCAGUUAUGAAAAUGUCUCUAAAAAGUGGAUUCCAGAGUUGAAGCAUUAUGCACCUGGUGUCCCCAUAAUUCUGGUUGGCACAAAGCUCGACCUUCGGGAUGAUAAGCAGUUCUGCAUUGACCAUCCUGGUGCCGUGCCUAUUACCUCAGCUCAGGGAGAAGAGCUUAGGAAGCUGAUUAAUGCACCAGCUUACAUCGAAUGCAGUUCGAAAUCACAGGAGAACGUGAAGGCAGUCUUUGAUGCAGCCAUAAGAGUUGUCCUUCAACCACCUAAGCAAAAGAAAAAGAAGGGUAAAGCACAAAAGGCCUGUUCAAUAUUGUGAUCCACUAGGUGUUAACAUUUGACUGCCCUUUGUUCUACCUGUAUUACCCUCCCCUUCUUUCUUUUUAUCAUUUCUUUGCUAUUGAAGAAGUUGGAGUUUAUGUGGGUGUUCCUCGGACAAAUACUCUAGAUCUCCUUGAAGCAUAAGGUGGUUUAAUGCUUUGCUUUCUUUGAAUUAUUGUCAACUAUAAUAGUCAAAUUUGCAUUUCAUGGUUCCCACCUUUUUCUUAUAACUUCCGUUUUGAUUUAUGUAUUAAUAGACUGGAAUAUCCCAGUUAGGAUAACGACCUUGUUUGCUUGAAGAUAUAUAUUUAAAUUAUAUUAUAUUUCGAUUCAAGGCUUGGCCGUGUGCACA
This is a messenger RNA of Cajanus cajan (pigeon pea), 1389 nucleotides long. Its product is annotated as rac-like GTP-binding protein RHO1. Gene Ontology annotation, molecular function: GTPase activity; GTP binding. The record is from RefSeq and is a predicted model, not a curated record. Gene Ontology annotation, biological process: small GTPase-mediated signal transduction. Lineage: Eukaryota; Viridiplantae; Streptophyta; Magnoliopsida; Fabales; Fabaceae.